Messenger RNA from Pseudomyrmex gracilis, 1377 nucleotides. RefSeq lists its product as uncharacterized. NCBI's taxonomy places the organism in Eukaryota, Metazoa, Arthropoda, Insecta, Hymenoptera, Formicidae. The transcript has a single exon. The record is from RefSeq and is a predicted model, not a curated record. Bases 1 to 1377 code for a protein of 458 amino acids. Gene Ontology annotation, molecular function: RNA-DNA hybrid ribonuclease activity; nucleic acid binding.
AUGACCAGACACAACAUUCCAGCCGAACUAGCAGACUGGACACAAAGCAUGCUAACAGGAAGAACCCUGAUUGCUAAUCAUGGGGACUCAAACGUGCAUGGUUUUCCCGCCAAAGGAUGCCUGCAGGGGGGAAUUUUAUCCCACCUGCUGUGGUGCUUGGUCGUGGACAAACUUUUAUAUAAAUUACAGAAAACAGGUUUCCUCGCUUUUGGCUACGCUGAUGAUGUGGCCAUUAUAGUGCGGGGCAACUUUCUUUCAAUACUUAAGAAAACUAUGGGAAAAGCCCUUAAGAUCACGCAAUACUGGUGUCAAUCAAAAGGACUUAGAGCUAAUCCAUCAAAGACCAAGGCUAUGAUUUUCACCAGGAAAUACAAACCUGAAGCCAUUGAGCCGCUUAGACUUUGGCGGGAAGCUAUAGAAUACGUCCAGUCAGUAAAAUAUUUGGGAGUCCACUUAGACACCAAACUGAAUUGGAAAACACAUCUCGAUAUAAAGAGAUCCAAAUUCUACCCUUCAUAUUGGGCGUGUAGAAGAGCAAUGGGAAAAUCCUGGGGUAUUAAAUUGAAUACUGCCCUAUGGAUAUACAAAGCGGUAUUAGUACCGAGGUUAACAUAUGCUGCUGUUGUUUGGUGGCCUAAAGUGGAAAAGAUGGAGUCAAAGAACCUACUAAAAAGCCUACAAGGUAAUUACUUGAGGGCUGCGGUAGGGACUAUGAGAACGACACCAACAGAAGCGCUGGAAGUGGCGCUCUGCAUUCCACCUCUAAGAUUGAUUAUCAUCAGCGCUGCCAAACUCACAGCAUAUAGACUAAGGUGUCAGGGGGAGUGGAGAGAUUUCGGAGUAGGUCAUACCAAGCUCGAGUUUCUUCAUAAAUCUCCCUUUACCUUAAAGCAAGACAGAAUAUCCAGAAUGCGCCAAGUGGACAAGGCGUUCUUCAUAAACUUGACCACCAGGGCAGACUGGAAAAAUAGAAAUCUUCAGAUCCAGCCGGGCACUCAUGCAUGGUUCACUGAUGGAUCUGGAGCAAACGGCUGCUAUGGAGCAGGCAUCUACUGUCCAGGAUCAAAUCACAGAGAGUUUUUCUCUCUAGGUAAACUGGCCACGGUCUUUCAAGCGGAAGUUCUGGCCAUUCUGGAAUGUGCAAGACUCCUACUCUCAAGAGAGACAAAAACUAGGAGGAUCAAUAUCUAUACGGAUAGCAAAGCAGCCAUAGGAGCUCUUGCUAAGACCACCACUCAAUCUUUAGUGGUUUGGGACUGUAUGCAAGCUCUAAACAGAUUGGGCGAGCGAAACAACAUCACGCUUGUCUGGCUACCUGGCCACCAAGGUAUCCAAGGCAAUGAAGUGGCUGAUAGUAUGACAAAACUAGGUAGAUAG